Messenger RNA from Tilletiaria anomala UBC 951, 1555 nucleotides. RefSeq lists its product as uncharacterized. NCBI's taxonomy places the organism in Eukaryota, Fungi, Basidiomycota, Exobasidiomycetes, Georgefischeriales, Tilletiariaceae. Bases 389 to 1459 code for a protein of 356 amino acids. The record is from RefSeq and is a predicted model, not a curated record. The transcript has a single exon.
AUCACAAAACGUUUCCUUCCUUGCCUGUCGCUAAUUGCAUGUCGGCCUGCACGGAAGGUCCGUACUAUUGUCUCGAGAGCUUGGCAUACACACCUAGCUGGCUGCUGAUAUGACAAUGUACACCUGACGGCUGACUGCAAACUAAAAAAUUAUUCAUGAUUUCGGCAUUCAUAGGACUGGAGCAAAAUAUAUACUCGUCUUCCUUUCGACCCAUUCUAUGAGCUCCCUCUCCUUCUCCUCAUCGAUUCUCGGUUGCAUUGCCCAUCCAACUCCAGCUGGUCUGGUCAUCAUCCCUGCUUUUCUCUCCACCUUUGCCAGCAUUUAGCAGCUGGUCUGCCCUCACAACAAGAACCAGACCUUUUCUUUGCAACACCUUCACUAGCACAUCAUGGCCCGUCUCGCGCUUGCUUUCGUUACUUUUUCGGUCGCUGCGGCCUCCGCUUGGGCUGCAGGUCUCGCAGACCUCUACGACGAGAACGUUGCUAUGGUGCGACACUACGAGGCUCAGGGACCCAUAGCUCGCGGGCACGGCUCUGUUAUGGACAUCCUUAAAAGCCUCGAGGAUGACCCCCUAACGGCGGCCGCACUCUCCGAUAUGGAUCUUUCUGAAUUGACCCACAAGUCCACCAAUUCCUAUGGGUACCCCGGAGGCUCUGUCACCAUCACUGUUGACAACAGCUCGUCCAACCAUGCCAACUACAGCGGCAACACAGGUACUAUCAUCAAUGACGAGAGGAUCAAGCGAAGUCUUCUGCCUGCCCCGCGCCCAGUACCGGCUGCGGCUCCGAAAGCUGCUCCAGCAGCCGCGGCUCCGGCUCCAGCUGCGGCUCCGAAAGCUGCUCCAGCAGCUGCGGCUCCGAAAGCUGCGGCUCCAGCUGGGGGCUUCACCAGCUCCAUCCGGCCAGCAGCUGCGGCUCCGAAAGCAGCUCCAGCUCGAGCUGCCCCGCAGACGGUUAAUGUCACUAAGAACUCGCUCACAAUGAACAAGGACCAGUCCACCAACAACGCUGCCCAGAUGAACCACAAUUCUGGCCAAAUCCAGAACUCUGGGAACACGUACGGCGUCUACAAUGCUUGCACUGUUAUGAUCGAGGAGCGCAGCUUUGUCGACGAAGUCCUUCAAGCCCGUGAUCAAAGCUCAGACAAGCAGGGAGACUCGAAGCCGCAGGGUGACCAUGGGAGCCAGAAGGCGAACGGCUCAGGUACUCAAGACAUUCUGAGGAGGCGCGGCCGCGGCGGCGCAAACCACUGCGCUUGCAACUGCGGUAUCAGGCGUCGCAGUUCUGGCGUCGUUGAGAUCGCCAGCCCCAAUGCGCAUUCCCUGGAAGCCAGGCUCGAGCCGAGCUGCUCGAUUCUCAAGAAUACUGCCACCGGCCAGCACCAUUGGUCUGGCUCGUGCGCGAACUCGACGCUCGAUGGUCGCUCCAUUAUCAGCAUCUUGCGCGAGGUCGAGCUUUGAAACCAAGUGAAUGCAUGAAGCGUAUAAAGAUUCACGGAAAUCAUUUGGCUCUGUAAUCUAUGCAGUGCAGGAUGCUGAAGACAUACAUAAUGCUGC